Sabethes cyaneus is the source of this 3935-nucleotide messenger RNA. RefSeq names its product ATP-dependent RNA helicase DHX8 (gene pea). Gene Ontology annotation, molecular function: ATP binding; RNA binding; RNA helicase activity. Lineage: Eukaryota; Metazoa; Arthropoda; Insecta; Diptera; Culicidae. Gene Ontology annotation, biological process: mRNA splicing, via spliceosome; spliceosomal complex disassembly. The transcript is spliced from 4 exons. The record is from RefSeq and is a predicted model, not a curated record. Bases 67 to 3813 code for a protein of 1248 amino acids. Gene Ontology annotation, cellular component: intracellular anatomical structure; catalytic step 2 spliceosome.
UCAGUUUUCUUCCGAAAAGUUAAAUUUAAAUGAUUAAACCGAUUAAACUACUUGGAGCUUUGUAACAUGGACGAAUUGGAACAACUUGAGCACCUCUCAUUGGUGUCCAAAAUUUGCACGGAACUCGAGAACCAUCUUGGACUAAAUGAUAAGGAUCUUGCCGAGUUUAUAAUCGAUUUAGCUGACAAAAAUCCUUCUCUUGAUGGCUUCAAGAAAGUACUGGCUGAAAAUGGUGCGGAGUUUUCAGAAUCGUUCAUAUCAAACUUGCUGCGUAUCAUUCAGCUGAUGAAACCUCCAAAACAGAAGAAAGGGGGAACGCAAUAUUCAGACUUUGAGGACGAUGAUCGAGUGAAAAAUUUGGCAAUGAAGUUUCCUGGAUUGGCAAUACCCAACGCUAAAAAAGGGUAUGAAUCAGACGAGGAAAUGCCUAGAGAAGACAUCAAGGCUAAUACGAAGGAUGUUUCGCACAACGUAGUGGAUGAUAUGUUUACAGAAUUGGAAAAUAUGGCUCCAUCGUUUAGCAGAAAAGAUGAUAAAAAAUCUCGUGAACAACAAGAAGUGGAAAAUAUGUUUGCCGAAUUAGAAAGCUUAGCUCCGUCAACUUCAAAGCAAGUGGAAAGAAAAAGAGAUAGGCGCAGUCGGUCCAAAGAGCGAAGAAGAAGCCACUCCAGAGAGCGUAGAAGAAGCAAAUCAAGGGAUAGGCAUAGGAGUAGGUCUAGAGAUAGAGAUCGACGAAGGAGGUCGCGAUCGCGUCACAGAUCUCGUUCGAGAAAUAGGGAUCAAAGACGGCGUAGCAGAAGCAAAGAUCAUGAUAGGCGCUCGAAGAAAAGUCGCAGUAGAUCCCGCGAUCGUCACAAUCGACAUCGAAACCGAUCUCGAGAGUUCGAACGACGCAAGCGGACACCUCCUCCACAGUUUCCGGAUGAACCUGAACCAGGCAAAAUUUACGACGGUCGUGUUGUUAACAUUGUUGCAUUUGGUUGUUUUGUACAAUUAACUGGGUUCCGAAGAAAGAAAGAGGGCUUGGUACAUAUUUCGCAACUAUCUGCAGAAGGGCGUGUCAGCACUGUAACAGAUGUUACAAACCGCGGUGACAAUGUUAAGGUAAAGGUGAUCUCGAUAGCUGGCAGCAAAAUAUCGCUAAGUAUGAAAGACGUCGAACAAUCAACCGGCAGAGAUUUGAAUCCACUGUCACAUGCGCAUCUUCAGGAAAACAGUGACUUAAAAAGCAGAAAUCCCGAUCGUCCUACGAACGUACCAUCGAUGCUUAACUAUCAGGACAAUGUGGAUCCGAUGGAGGAAACAACAUCACGUAAAAAAGUUACUCGCAUAUCCAGUCCUGAACGAUGGGAAAUCAAACAGAUGAUUUCAUCGGGCGUGAUUGAUCGUAGUGAAAUGCCUGAUUUUGACGAGGAAACUGGUUUAUUACCAAAGGAUGAAGAUAGCGAGGCUGACAUUGAAAUAGAGAUAGUCGAAGAUGGAGCACCAUUCCUGCAGGGACACGGCAGAGCCCUGCACGAUCUAUCGCCCGUUAGAAUCGUUAAGAAUCCAGAUGGUUCUCUGGCACAAGCAGCCAUGAUGCAGACGGCUUUGGCUAAGGAGCGCAGAGAACAAAAAAUGCUUCAGCGUGAGCAGGAAAUGGAUACACCUCCAACUAAUAUGAGUAAAAAUUGGAUCGAUCCCCUACCAGACCAGGACCCGCAGGCUACAGCCGCAAAUACGAGAGGUAACGGAAUGCCCAUGCAAGACGUACCGGAAUGGAAGAAAGCCAUCAUAGGUGGAAAGAAAUCUUCCUAUGGUAAGAAAACCGACAUGAGCCUGGUAGAGCAAAGGCAAUCGCUUCCUAUCUAUAAAUUGCGUGAUGACUUGAUAAAGGCCGUUACGGAUAAUCAGAUUCUGAUAGUAAUUGGUGAAACCGGUUCUGGAAAGACUACACAAAUCACUCAAUACUUAGCGGAGUGCGGAUUCAUAGCGAGAGGUAAAAUCGGUUGUACUCAACCGCGUCGUGUAGCGGCUAUGUCGGUUGCCAAGCGAGUCGCCGAAGAGUAUGGUUGCCGUUUGGGACAGGAAGUUGGUUACACAAUUCGUUUCGAAGACUGCACCAGCCAGGAAACGGUCAUUAAAUACAUGACAGACGGUAUGUUGCUGCGUGAAUGCCUAGUGGAUUUCGAUUUGAAGUCUUACUCGGUCAUCAUGUUGGAUGAAGCUCACGAGCGUACGAUCCAUACGGAUGUGCUGUUUGGUUUGCUAAAACAGGCCGUCCAGAAGCGACCGGAACUGAAGCUGAUUGUAACUUCGGCUACGCUGGAUGCGGUUAAGUUUUCGCAGUAUUUCUUUGAGGCACCUAUUUUCACCAUUCCCGGGCGAACAUUUCCGGUUGAGAUUUUGUACACUAAGGAACCGGAGACGGAUUACCUGGAUGCAGCUCUUAUAACGGUAAUGCAAAUUCAUUUGCGUGAACCAUCCGGCGACGUUCUGCUGUUCCUUACUGGUCAGGAAGAAAUCGACACGGCUUGUGAGAUUCUAUACGAGCGAAUGAAAUCACUGGGUCCCGAUGUUCCGGAGUUGAUCAUUCUUCCUGUGUAUUCUGCGCUGCCAUCGGAAAUGCAAACCCGAAUCUUUGAUCCCGCUCCUCCGGGAAGCCGUAAAGUUGUAAUUGCCACCAACAUAGCGGAAACAUCCCUCACGAUCGAUGGUAUAUAUUAUGUGGUAGAUCCAGGAUUUGUUAAGCAAAAAGUGUAUAACUCAAAAACUGGAAUGGAUUCUCUUGUUGUCACACCAAUUUCGCAAGCUGCUGCCAAACAAAGAGCUGGUAGGGCCGGACGAACAGGUCCCGGUAAAGCGUACCGAUUGUACACGGAACGAGCUUAUCGAGAUGAAAUGCUUCCAACGCCGGUUCCGGAGAUUCAGCGUACCAAUUUGGCCACAACAGUGCUUCAGCUUAAAACAAUGGGAAUUAACGAUUUGCUACAUUUUGACUUUAUGGAUGCUCCACCGGUCGAAUCGCUGGUGAUGGCCUUAGAGCUAUUGCACUCUUUAUCUGCAUUAGAUAACGAAGGACUGCUGACACGAUUAGGUCGUCGCAUGGCAGAAUUUCCUCUGGAACCAAACUUAUCGAAAAUGCUCAUUAUGUCGGUUGCACUUCACUGUUCAGAUGAAAUUUUGACGAUCGUAUCGAUGUUGUCCGUUCAAAAUGUGUUCUACCGUCCGAAAGAUAAACAAGCCUUGGCUGAUCAGAAAAAAGCCAAAUUUAAUCAAAUUGAGGGAGACCACUUGACAUUACUAGCCGUUUAUAAUAGUUGGAAAAACAACAAGUUUUCGAACGCUUGGUGCUAUGAGAAUUUUAUCCAGAUAAGAAAUCUAAAGCGAGCUCAGGAUGUGCGGAAGCAAUUACUUGGUAUCAUGGAUAGACACAAGUUGGACGUGGUAUCUGCAGGCAAGAAUACGGUGCGUGUCCAGAAAACUAUUUGUUCAGGCUUCUUCCGGAACGCUGCCAAGAAAGAUCCCCAGGAAGGCUACCGAACGCUUGUUGAUUCACAGGUCGUGUACAUUCACCCUUCCAGUGCGCUGUUUAAUCGGCAACCAGAAUGGGUUGUUUAUCACGAGCUGGUCCAAACCACAAAGGAAUACAUGCGGGAGGUGACAACGAUCGAUCCAAAAUGGUUGGUUGAGUUUGCUCCGGCCUUUUUCCGAUUCUCCGACCCGACUAAGCUGAGCAAGUUCAAGAAAAACCAACGACUGGAGCCGCUCUACAACAAGUACGAAGAACCAAACGCAUGGCGAAUCAGCCGAACACGAAGGCGACGGAAUUAAUCGAACAAAAGAUCUACUGUUCCUAUAUAAUAGUACCUUUAUUCAGCUUCAGCUUACAUUUAUUUGUACGCGCACUAUCUGUCAGUCUACUGAAAAAUCGGCACUGAUCCAACAAAUACAGA